AUGGAAACCUGUGACGUCCUCAUUUAUGGCGCUGGUGCCGUUGGAUCUGUCCUAGGCUGGUUGAUCGCUCGUACGGGACGACACCGCGUGUGGGUUGUCUGCAAGUCCAAUUUUGCGCAAGUCAAGGAACAAGGCUUCCAGCUGCACACCACAAUCUGGGGCAACGGUGUCUUCACGCCCCAUCACGUUUUCGAAGCUGGUUCUGCACUGCAAUGCAUGUCCCAAUCAGGUUAUGCCUACAUCAUCCUCGCCAACAAGAUCAAGACCGAGCAGAGUCGCCUGCAAAUGCUGCAUGACCUCCAGCAAGUUACCACCGCCAACACCAUCCUUGUGUCGACACAGAAUGGCCUGGGGAACGAAGCAGCCCUACGUAAUGCUUUCCCGAACAAUCCUAUAAUAUCCAUGGUGUGUAACCUGGUCUGUUGUCAGGUCUCACCCGGUGUCACCGAACAGCGCACGUCUAUCAAGCCGCACGCCUUCCAUGCUGGCGUCUACGGGAGGAUUUCUAAAACCGAUUUCACUACCGUAGAAUCGAAAGCAAUCGAGAGUUUGAUUGCGUGCGACGAACAGUUCAUCGUCGUUGACAACGCAUUACUGGAAAAAUGGCAGAAGAUCGUCUUCAAUAACGCUUGGAACUCCAUGACCGCUCUCACCGGAGUCAACACUCACGAGCUCUUUGAAUCUCCUGCCGCCAUUGAGUUGGUCCGCCACCUUGCUGACGAAGCAUGUCAGAUCGGAAUUGCAAGCGGCGUAGAAAUGGGGGGGAUGGCUCCAGAGAAGGUACUUGAGAUUGCGAAAUCAUGCGAACCCAUCGUCACAUCGACGCUGUUCGAUGCUCGACGAGGACGAGCGCUAGAGUUGGCUCCCAUAACCGGCUUUUUAGUCGCUCAAGCUGCCCGUGUAGGAGUCCAAGUGCCUUAUACAACGGACAUCUACCAACAGCUGAAGCAGAUGGACUCAGCACUACAGGCAUGA
This is a messenger RNA of Alternaria atra, 975 nucleotides long. RefSeq lists its product as uncharacterized. The transcript has 3 exons. Gene Ontology annotation, molecular function: 2-dehydropantoate 2-reductase activity. Gene Ontology annotation, cellular component: cytoplasm. The record is from RefSeq and is a predicted model, not a curated record. NCBI's taxonomy places the organism in Eukaryota, Fungi, Ascomycota, Dothideomycetes, Pleosporales, Pleosporaceae. Bases 1 to 975 code for a protein of 324 amino acids. Gene Ontology annotation, biological process: pantothenate biosynthetic process.